UUGCCGAAGCCAAGAUACAAAAAGCCGGCAAUCGAGCAGCAUUUCCCCGGGGAACCGCUGCUUUAACUGGUCCUGCCAUCCACAGAUCUUCGGCAAACAGGCCGUAGGACUGGGGGAAGCUCCAUUUGGCACAAGAAUCAGCGCCUGGCCCUGUCUGCUGUCCAUCCAACUGCCCAUCCAGCUGCGUAUCAUCAUAGCUCUUCAACAUGUCGAAUGGGAGUGCGCAAAACGUCAUUCGCAGGAAGCUCGUCAUUAUUGGAGACGGCGCCUGCGGUAAAACAAGUCUGCUCAGCGUCUUCACACUUGGCUAUUUCCCUACACAUUAUAUCCCAACCGUCUUCGAAAACUACGUAACCGACUGUAGAGUAGAUGGCAAGUCUGUGCAGCUUGCCCUAUGGGAUACGGCCGGUCAAGAGGACUACGAGCGGUUACGGCCCUUGGCUUACUCCAAAGCGCACGUCAUCCUAAUAGGCUUUUCUGUUGAUACACCCGAUUCCCUUGACAAUGUCAAGCACAAGUGGAUCGAAGAGGCUACCCGUCUUUGCGAAGGUGUACCCAUCAUUCUCGUCGGGCUGAAGAAAGAUCUGCGGGAUGAUCCUGUUGCCAUUGAGGAGAUGCGCAAGAAAUCCCAACGAUUCGUUACUGCCCACGAUGGCGAAGGCGUUGCACGAGAAAUUGGAGCCAAGCGAUACCUGGAAUGUUCCAGUUUGAGCGGAGAGGGCGUCGACGAUGUGUUUGAAGCCGCCACCAGAGCUGCUCUUCUUACAUUCGAGAAGGGGGAAAGCACCGGUUGCUGUGUCGUUCUAUAAAACGACAUGCCAACCCGCUCUCAUGAAUCGACCCGAAUUCGGUAUAACUGUCUGGCACAAAGGCAGUGACCAAAUACACAUUACAGGCCCAUAUGUUGCGGAAUGAGAUUAUGACACAAUGUUUGAGUCUUCACAGCUUGCUCUUGCUUGCUUAUCCGAGCACUUAUACUCCAAUCUCAUCUCUAUCGCGAAGUGUGUCAGCAUAUUACACUUUACCAUCUCACAGCAUCUAAACCAGCUUGAUUGGAUACUCUUUGGUGAUACGGCUGAUUCUCAUCAUAUGAGGCAACGCAUAAAAGCAUACAACUAUCCGAGAACAUAAUUUCAACUCCAGAGUUGAGAUGUCUACAUUUUUUUACUUCACUGUUCUUGUUAGCUUUAUCAGUUGGAAAUUUGUCUCUUGUUUUUUUUUUAUCCUGUAUUCUCGCGAUGUUU
This is a messenger RNA of Trichoderma asperellum CBS 433.97, 1244 nucleotides long. RefSeq names its product Rho GTPase (gene RHO2). Gene Ontology annotation, biological process: small GTPase-mediated signal transduction. Gene Ontology annotation, molecular function: GTP binding; protein kinase binding; GTPase activity. Lineage: Eukaryota; Fungi; Ascomycota; Sordariomycetes; Hypocreales; Hypocreaceae. Gene Ontology annotation, cellular component: cytosol. The record is from RefSeq and is a predicted model, not a curated record.